This is a messenger RNA of Arabidopsis arenosa, 1151 nucleotides long. NCBI's taxonomy places the organism in Eukaryota, Viridiplantae, Streptophyta, Magnoliopsida, Brassicales, Brassicaceae. The record is from the annotation of a GenBank genome assembly.
AACACUCAAACCUCAACUGCUCUCCCAUAACCGAAACCGAGAGAAAAAUAUAAAAAAGAUGAUUGAGACGGUUAAACACCUGAUCGGCUCCGGUGGUCCCAGCGGAUUCGGGUCAAGAUCCACCGCCGAUCAUGUCACUGCUAAUUCUGAUCUCCGUUCUCUAACUGCCAUCAUCACUGGCGCUACGUCGGGGAUAGGAGCGGAGACAGCGCGUGUUCUGGCUAAGCGUGGCGCUCGGCUUGUGCUUCCGGCUCGGAGCGUCAAAACCGCCGAGGAAACAAAGGCUCGUAUCCUGUCGGAGUUUCCUGAUGCGGAGAUCAUCGUGAUGCAUCUUGAUCUCAGCUCACUUACCUCUGUUCGUCGAUUCGUGGACGAUUUCGAGUCACUCAAUCUCCCACUCAACAUCCUCAUAAACAAUGCCGGGAAAUACGCGCAUAAGCAUGCCAUCUCUGAGGACGGCGUGGAGAUGACCUUCGCCACUAAUUAUCUCGGCCAUUUUCUGCUGACGAAACUGCUGUUAAAGAAGAUGAUUGAAACGGCGGCACAAACCGGCGUGCAAGGCCGUAUAGUCAACGUCACGUCCGUCAUCCAUAGCUGGUUCUCCGGUGAUAUGUUGCAAUAUCUCGCCGAUAUCUCGCGGAACAAUAGAAAUUACGACGCGACUCGAGCCUACGCUCUCUCCAAGCUCGCCAACGUGCUCCACACUCUUGAGCUUUCCCGGAUUCUCCAUAAAAUGGAUGCUAAUGUGACGGCCAAUUGUGUUCAUCCUGGUAUCGUGAGAACCCGUCUCACAAGAGAUCGAGAAGGCAUCGUCACAGACUUAGUGUUUUUCUUGACCUCCAAGCUAUUGAAGUCUGUUCCUCAGGCAGCAGCUACUACAUGUUACGUGGCAACAAGUCCGAGAUUGAGGAACGUGUGUGGCAAGUACUUCUCAGACUGCAACGAAGCUAGGACAUCUAAAUUCGGAUCCUGCAAUCUUAAAGCUCAGAGACUCUGGACUGCUUCUGACUUGUUGGUUUCUCCACCUAAUUCCACUCCCGAUCUUUCUCAAACGUCCUUUUAAUCAACAACCAUCCUAGCUAUUUCUACGUGUAUAUCCCAAGCCCUCUAUAUAGUAUAGUAAUACUACCUUAUAAAAUAGCUAUAGCAAU